Messenger RNA from Leptosia nina, 4902 nucleotides. The record is from the annotation of a GenBank genome assembly. Lineage: Eukaryota; Metazoa; Arthropoda; Insecta; Lepidoptera; Pieridae.
AUGAUAGUCAUUGUUUCAGGUUCAGAAAAGGGUCGCGGUACACUGGACGUGUUGCUGUGCACGACAUAUUGUCGUUCUCAACUAUAUCUAUCUCGUCAACUUUCUCAGCUGCAUCCGGAACUCACUAUGCCCAUGUUUUCUGAGAUAACAGCGCGCUUUCAAACGGCGCGAACGGAGGUCCGUCAGCUGCUGCUGCAGUAUUUGCUGCCUUGGCUCGUCAACAUUGAGCUGGUCGACCCGAAUGUACCGCCAGCCAAUCCGCUCUCGUAUAUACAAUACUACGGUGCGGAGGGUGGACGUAGUGGGAGAAGGGAGGGCCUCGGAUCCGUGGAGGCGACAGAGAUGGUGCUCAACAAUCUCUUUUACAUCACUGUCAAGUUCUCAGACCAACACCCGAAGGAGAUAGAGGAACUCUGGUCGACACUCUGCGCUUGCUGGCCGAACAACUUGAAAGUGAUCAUACGUUAUUUGAUUAUUGUUUCCGGAAUGGCGCCCAACGAACUAUUGCCCUACGCGAAACGCGUUGUGCUAUAUCUGGCAAGAUCUCGACCCGAACGACUGCUGGAUGAGAUGAUGACCGAGUUGCAAACAGUUGAGACACUGAACUGUCUCAUUGAACGAACGGAGACGCCGCCCUUCUACAGGUUGACAUCGAUGAGGAAGGCCACUUCAGGUCACAGUGAUGGGCCUGGUGCUGGAUCACAGGAUGCCACUGGACGUACCUGUGAUUUGGCGCCUGUCGAAAAAGGCACAAUACACACAAAGCGGCACAGCGGCGAAGAUCCGGCGAAAGCUGCGAGUGUGAAGUCGGAGACUCCGGGUCGUAGUCAGGAUAAGCGGGCAUCAGCACCCCCCUGUGUCACCCCACCGGCUGAUGAGGAAUUGUCACCGCCGUCGGAUGGGGAUGCUACCCCGACCGGAAUUUGUCCUGAAACAAGCGUAUGCGCCGGCAGCGGGCCGACAACGCCGCAAGAAACUAGAAUGGAUGUGCCGCAACCUCGCCCGCUGCCAAUGCCUGAAUAUGGCGGCUUUUUCGCGUUACUCACAGAGUAUCUUCCGGAUACUAAUCAACCUGUUUCCGGUUUCCAUAGAUGCAACGUUGCAGUCAUGUUACUCUGUGAUGUCGUGUUGGAUGGUGUUGAGCUGGACUGGUCUAUCCAUGUUCCUCUCAUGCUCCAUAUCGUCUUCCUAGGCAUGGAUCAUACAAGGUGGUUGGUCCAUCAACACUGCCGGCAGUUGCUCCUGAAUCUCCUGGUGGCGGUGGCUGCCCACCACGACCACCUAACGGUAGCCCGUGUGCUGUUGGCUGCGCGCUCUUCCCAGCUCGGUCUACCGUUACCACCACCAUCGUUACCACUCGUCAUACAUAAUUUUACUGAACCAGACGCCGUGUUCGACGGUCAAACUCAGUGCACACAUUCGCCAAGGACUCACGUCCGCUCGCUGUCUUCAGACCCACAAGUGACGCCUGAAGCUGAGGGCGACAACUAUCCAUCCCUUCCAGUAAUCGUGACCAAUGAAACGGAGGGUCCGCCUCCGGGAGGAAGCGAGACCGAGGGGGAGGCACUCCACCCUCAGGAGAUGACGGAACUCCCUGUCGCUGAUGCGAUUAAGAGUUUGGUACACUUCCUCGCCAGUCGUCCGACACACAUGCCACUAUGGCAGUAUGAGGACAUCACAGCUAAAGUUUGGUCGCUGCGCAGUUGCCAACAGAUGGCGACACUGUUGGCGCACGUUCUGCGCAUCUUCCGCGAAUCGUUGCCGCAUGCGCUUAUAUCGGAGCGGUGGGCACAGACGGCUUUACAACUCGGUCUUUCGUGUCCGUCCAGACAUUAUGCUGGACGUUCGCUACAGGUGUUUCGUUUCAUUGGUGUGGCGAUGACCGGCCGUAUGGUCUCCGAUAUUCUCUCGCGGCUGGUAGAGACGGUGGCCGAACAAGGGGAAGAUAUGCAAGGCUACGUCACAGAGCUGCUCCUGACCCUCGAAGCGGCUGUGGACUCGCUGGAAUCGAACUUCAGACCGCUAGACUACAUGCGAGACAUAUUCAAAAGCACGCCCAAUCUAAAUAAUAAAGAAGCUCCGCAGCCAAAUGGAAACGUUUAUAAUGCUGGUAAGCGUUCGCCGGGCGUCUGCGUCGGUUGCGUGAACAACCACACACGCAGCACCAGCUACUCAGUGUCAUAUUGCAUGCGCAAGAGCAACGCCCCCUCCGCCCCGCACUCGUCGCACUCUACGCCCUCUGACAAGCAUUCGCACGAGAGCAGGACCCGGUUAUGCAGCGAAGCGGUGAAGGGCGCGUGCUCUAACUUAUGUCGGUCACGUUCUGCGCAGUCGCUAAAACUACUCGGCGAUACAGCCACGCAGGAUGAUAAACUGACAAUUCUAGCCACGGUGUUUUGGGUGGGUGCGUCCGUGCUCGAAUCAGAUUAUGAGCAUGAGUUUCUUCUCGGAGUACGGUUGUUGGCCAGAGUCAUGGCGAGGCUACCACUUGACAGGCCGGAUGCGCGCGAGCGCCUCGAUCGCACACAAGUACACGCGCCACAUUCACCGACGUCUCUACAUUCGCUACUGCUCAAGGGCUGUACGCAUCCGAAUACCUACGAGCCAGUGGUUGGGGUCCUCGUUGAUAUGAUCCCGCUUCUGGAGUUGCCCGUGAUCGAUCCUACGCAAUCACUCGCUUUCCCAAUGACGGUGGUCGCCUUGCUGCCCUAUAUGCUCUUGCACUAUGAAGACGCGAACGAACUAUGCGUACGCGCAGCUUGCCAUAUAGCACAGUUCACAGCGGAGAAAAGCAAGAAGUUGGAGAAUUUAGGUACUGUAAUGACGCUCUACUCGCGUCGCACCUUCAGCAAGGAGAGCUUCCAGUGGACCAAGUGUGUGGUGAAAUACUUGUGGGAUACCUACUCGCAUCUCUCGCUGCAGAUGCUAGCAUUCCUGGUAGAGGUUUUGGAAAAGGGUGCGACAAAUCUUCAACUACCGGUGUUGUCUAUUCUACACUGCAUGCUGUACUAUGUGGAACUGAACGCACCUGCAGCGCAGCCCGUUAACGCUGACCUUCUAAAGGCGGUCGCCAAAUUUAUUGACCAAGAUGGAAAUAACUACAAGGAGGCGAUGAAGAUUCUCAAACUGGUUGUAACCCGGUGCUCAACCCUUGUUGUACCACCACAUUGGGAACACGCUCUUGAUCCGCUAAUACAUAAAAAGGAGCUACCUGGCCGUACCAUGGACUUCACCUUUGAUCUCUCUCAAACUCCAGUGAUAGGCCGUAAAUACUUGCCGAAAGGGGGGAGCCAACCCCCAACUGGACCUAGUUCUCUGUCUAACGCGUCAUCAACUACCCCAGACAAAGGCUCGUCGACUGGUUCAGCUUCUACAGUGGUGGGUGCCGAAAGUAGUCAGCCAGCGAACAGUGUACCACAUUACGCUGCCUCACCACGUCGUUCGCUAUCGCUCUCGCCCGCGGAUGCGCUUGCCAGCGGCUGGCGGAGGCCGUGGAUGUCGCAGAGCCGAGUCCGGGAAUGCCUCGUGAAUCUCCUAACGACCUGUGGACAGCGGGUCGGCCUGCCAAAGAGCCCGUCUGUGAUCUUCAGUCAAAGUUCGGAGUUGCUAGAACGAGAGUCCUCAAUGGCAUCCUCGCUAGAGGAGGUGUCCGGGACACCAGGCAAUGAACCUUCCGGCGGGGCGCCCCCCACCGAUCACUUUGGCGUCUUCAAGGACUUUGACUUCUUGGAGUACGAGAGCGAGAGUAUUGAGGGUGAGAGUUCUGAUAACUUCAACUGGGGCGUGCGUCGUCGUUUGCCGAGUGAAGAGAGGGAGGAAGGUCUUACUCGUGAAAGGAGUGCCCCGGUUACCGAGUUCACUGAGCGACACCAUCAUAGACCGGCCGGACACGAAGACUCGUCAGAUGAGGAGGGUGCUUGGGACGAAAGUGGGAGUCGGGGGGAGGGAGACGGCGCCCACGAUAUGUCACUGAGGCCACGAGCUCUCUCCCUGUCAAGUGCCUCUAGUGGGGAUCAAGAUGCGGAACGAGGUGAGUUGACACCAGUACCCGGCGCUAUGCGCGAUGCGUGGCGAUGUUCGGUCGCGGCUCUUUUACGCCACGCGAGCCAGUUGCCACCGAUGACACUCGUCCAUCGUCUGCAUACCGUUCUCAAGGAGGUAACGGCGAAAACAAUAUCGGUCUGCGGCGAGGGCUCACUAGUGGGCAUGAUGGGUUUGAGCGUGGGCCUGGGAGGGGGCGAGCUGGGCGCAGUUCUUGAGCGGCUCAGCACGGAAGAGCCGCCGUUGCUAUGGUGUGCGCCCGCUGUUGCCGAAUGCGCGCGCGUCAGGGACGCGGUACGAUUUGCUGCUCUAGAAAUCAACGAACAUCUGGAGACGUACUUCGACAGGCUUGAGACGUUAGAAGUAUCACGGAGCAUGGAGGAGACCGGCCGCUGUCUGUACAAGCUGAUAUUCCAGCUGCUCUUGCUGCUGGAAACCAACAACAAGAUGGUGGUAGCAGUAUACCACGCGGCUCUUGAUAAUAGGGGCGUAGAGAUGAGCAGCGCAGUGAACAGUGUCCGUGCAGCGCUGUUGGCUCACGCCGGUGACUCUUGGGAGACCUCACCGUCGCCCGCGCCGCACGACGACUCGCGGCUCUUGCAGCUAAUACAACGACAAAGAUGGGGUGCGGCCCUGUCGCUGGUACGGGAACGCAACGCUGAACGAAUCCUGGAACGCGGCGAACUACCCGAAGAUGACGUUACCAGCCUUCUUCACGUCUAUUGCAAGGGGCUGGUUCAAGGGCACCCUGAUAUGGUGGCAAUAACACGUCCAGUGAAGGAACUGUCGCAGAACCUGUCUUUCAUGAUGGAGAGCCUCUACAAGGUGUCCGUGGCACUGCAGCGUCAAGAGUUCGUGUAA